Molecule: messenger RNA, 1484 nt
Organism: Mangifera indica (mango)
Lineage: Eukaryota; Viridiplantae; Streptophyta; Magnoliopsida; Sapindales; Anacardiaceae
Product: ABSCISIC ACID-INSENSITIVE 5-like protein 3
Exons: 3
Coding region: 330-1292 (320 amino acids)
Biological process (GO): positive regulation of DNA-templated transcription
Cellular component (GO): nucleus
Molecular function (GO): DNA-binding transcription factor activity
Source: RefSeq, a predicted model, not a curated record
CUCUUUUAGCUCUAAAAAUAGGAUCCUUUUCGACCAAUCAAACCCAGCCACGUCAUCUCUAACGAGUUCUUCGAUCUUUCUGGCGGCUCACAUUUCGCACUUGAAAUUUCUUUCAUCAAUUUUUAGCUACUCUUUUUCACUCUCUACUCACUCGCCCUCCUUCAUUAAUCCAGACUUCACCACACUUCAAUGUGAAAUCUGGUUGCCUAUCAUGGCUUUUUCUUCCAUUUUCCUCUUGAAUGCCACUCCAUGAAUCUUGGUAAAGUUAGUUUAUUAAUUGUUUAUGAUUGAUCCCUAAUCAAAUUCUUAGAAAUCUACAGAAUUUAUUCAUGAAUUUAGUGUUUGGUGAGUGGAUAUAUGAUCAUACAGCUAUGGUGUCUCCAAAGGGGUCUCAGUUUCCACCGCUGGCUACACAGGGUUCUGUUUAUAAUCUCUCAUUUGAUGAGGUUCAGAGCCAGCUGGGAAACAUAGGCAAGCCUUUCAACUCCAUGAAUUUGAAUGAGUUAGUAAGAAAUGUGGUUUCUGUUGAUGAAGGUAAUCAUCAUCCCCAUCAUCAUCUGCUCUCGCAAAACCCUCCUUCUUCUUCUUCUUCAUCAUCAUCUCCGCCCGCCUCAUACUUGCUUGGAAAUUUUAAAUUCAAUGGAAAAUUGAGCAAGAAAAUCAUUGACGAAGUGAAUGAUAACAGUAAUAACCAAGGGGUGAUGCAUCUCGAAGAAACAACACUAGAAGAUUUCCUAUUUCGCGCUGGUGUUAUUAAUAAUCACCAUCAGCAGCCACCAAUGGCGAUUGAUCCGAUGGUUGUGAUGUCGCCACAGCAGGCUGAUUGGAUGCAAUUUCAAUUGCAUCAGCAGCAGCAGCAGCAACAACAACAACAACAACAGAUGAGUGUAAUGGACGCAAAUUUUAAUGUCUCUGAAUCGGGGUACGAGAAUCCUUCAGUUGUGGAUAUGGGAUACUCAGAGAAUCAUCAUCAAAUGGCCAUGAGUAUGACAAUGCCAGUGGCUGCAAUACCUGCAACGCCGUCGGAUUCAAAGACGGCGGGUGAGAAGAAGCGAGAAGAAAUGAUGGAGAAGAGUAUUGAGAGGAGACAGAAGAGAAUGAUCAAGAACCGUGAGUCUGCGGCAAGGUCCAGGGCACGGAAACAGGCUUAUACCAAUCAAUUGGAGCUUGAAGUGUUUCGGUUGAGAAAGACAAAUAGCUGGCUUAAAAGGCAAAAGGAUGUGGAAAUGUUGCUGUCGUCCCCUCCAACCCCCAAGCCCAAGUAUCAAUUGCGACGGACCAGCUCAAUUUAAUUCCUGAAUCUGUUUAUAUUUGCACUUAGAUAUUUUCUCGUUAGAAGUUAUUUUGUUUAUUCAUUCAGUAGAUGAAAAAAAUUGUCAUAAAUUUGAGCUUCCAUUUUGUUUUGGACAGAAUUCAUUUGUAGAUGAGUGAAAAGUUUUGGUAUGAAUUUGAGCUUCUUGACUUUGAAAGGUCAAAAGACUUAU